CCCCCUCCCCCACCGCACCAAACCCGAACCAAACGCCGUUUCGCUCUCCGUUCGCCCCAGCGCUAUUCUUCUUCGUCCGUCCCACCACAAUCGCUUCCUUUCUCCAUUCUCUCCUCCCCUCUCCGUUCUUGUUUCUUCCUCGACACGCAAGAACCCGUUUCGAUACUCUUCCUGGAGACGUUUUGAUUCUACGGUAUACACCGCAUCGUUCCCGUCUGACUGAGCCUCGCUCAACGGCUCGAAAGCCUCGUCGAAUUUGCCAACCAUAUUCCUCCGAUUUAAUCGGCCCUACUUCUAUCGAGAAACGAUAUCUAUCUGGUUGGAAUUGCGAAACCCCGGUGCGGAGAGGCCCCGAAGCCUCCAGUCGAUUCCAAAAUGUCCGGAUACAAUGGCCGCCGCGCUCCCAACUUCUCCCAAUACUUGGAGGACUUGAACGCCAUUCCCUCGCCUUACGACCAGGCCAUCCAGCAGCAGCAACAGCAGCAGGACUCUUUCAACAUCGACUCCGAACUGUCCCUUUUCACCAAUGCCGAGUUCUUCGAUUUCGACAAGUUUGGAGAUUUGGGACUGCCUACGUUUGACUCGGUGGAUGAUGGCUCAAAGAAGGACACCAACAACAAGACUGCGGAGCAGAAUGCCGAUAUGAAGUUCUUGGACCUCCUCAAUGAUGGUCUUGGCAACAUGACCGAAUACCCACCUUCCGAGUUCAAUAUUGGAAAUGCGCAGCCCAUGCACAUGCAAAAUGCUCCCUUUGCGGGUCUCCCAUCGAUUCCCAGCGGGCCCAUCAAUGCCAACCCAGCUGCGAACCAGUCGUCCCCGAUUGCGGCACCUCAAUCCGCUGCGCCCACGCCGGCAAGCUCCAACAGCGCUCCGACCCCCAUGCCUGCUCCGGCUCCUAAGCGCAGGCAAUCGUCCAAGGCGAGCCCCCUGGAUGUGGAGGAAGUGUCCAAGAUCGCAGCGGAAGAGGACAAGCGUCGUCGCAACACGGCCGCCAGCGCCCGUUUCCGUGUGAAAAAGAAGAUGCGCGAGCAAAGCCUCGAGAAGACCGUCAAGGAAACGACCGACAAGAACAACGCCCUCGAGGCCCGUGUCACCCAGUUGGAGCUGGAGAACUCGUGGCUGAAGAACCUGAUCACCGAGAAGAACGGCUCGCUGUCGCUUCAGGGAAAGAAGUCCGAGUCGGACAUUGCCGACAUGUUCAAGCGAUUUUUGGCUUCUCAGAAGACAGCCAGCGACCGUAGUUCCUCCGAGUCCAAGAUCGGCGUUGGCACCAGUAUUUGAUGAUUUAGAACAAAGUUUUGUUUCUGUUUACGUUUGCGUUCCAUGGUUUUCUUAUUAAUUACAUGACACCCUUGUUUUCGUGUGUAUAUUUUGACUUGGUUUAUUCUUUCCCUAGGGGAAGUGCGGAUGGCGUCUGUGGAUAGGGGUUGGGGGUUGG
This is a messenger RNA of Aspergillus wentii DTO 134E9, 1438 nucleotides long. RefSeq names its product putative bZIP transcription factor (MetR). The transcript is spliced from 2 exons. Gene Ontology annotation, biological process: regulation of transcription by RNA polymerase II. The coding region runs from base 376 to 1281 and encodes 301 amino acids. NCBI's taxonomy places the organism in Eukaryota, Fungi, Ascomycota, Eurotiomycetes, Eurotiales, Aspergillaceae. The record is from RefSeq and is a predicted model, not a curated record. Gene Ontology annotation, molecular function: DNA-binding transcription activator activity, RNA polymerase II-specific; RNA polymerase II transcription regulatory region sequence-specific DNA binding. Gene Ontology annotation, cellular component: nucleus.